Molecule: messenger RNA, 345 nt
Organism: Pseudocercospora fijiensis CIRAD86
Lineage: Eukaryota; Fungi; Ascomycota; Dothideomycetes; Mycosphaerellales; Mycosphaerellaceae
Exons: 6
Coding region: 1-345 (114 amino acids)
Source: RefSeq, a predicted model, not a curated record
AUGAACGGACUCGAAGUAGACGCAUAUCAACGCAAGUGUCGCAAUGGUAAUGCUCAAAAGAAAACCCCCGUUUUGCCUGCACACGAUCGAUGCCCGGAGAAUAGAUCCGAAACCGGCCUCAAAUCCGUGCGAUGUAGGAUGUGUUCAGAAUGGAUUGAUUGGAGGCGCAUCGGUGAUGGUGGUGCAGGUGCGGGCGGGAGAAGUAAUGAGAUAGGCCAAUUGCGCAAGCCGACAUGUUGGCCGCGGUGUUGUUUCCAUAGAGAGUUGUUCGCAAUGCCAAAAGUUUGUCCGCGUCUGGGUUUCAAUCUGUCUCGAGACAAGGUUCGAUACACUCCUUGCACUUGA